UUUUGUUGCCUGCUAACACUGUACAGCUCAUGCAUGCGCGCAUAAAACUGCAACCGCGGACAUUCGCGAUGUCCCGAGUAUUUUCAAGUUUCGUGCGGCACUUACAGGUUUUUAGGCAUUUAUCAAACGAGGCGCUUAAAACAAGUGGUGAAAAAAGUUUGUCCACUAUUCUUCAAAAAAAAUUUCCGGAGGCGGAAGACAUACAAGUGAAGGAUAUUUCAGGUGGUUGCGGUGCAAUGUACGAAGUGUACGUCCAGUCGACUGUAUUUAAGAAUCUGUCUAGGGUACAGCAACAUAGGUUGGUUAACGAGGCCUUGAAAGCGGAGAUACAAGACAUGCAUGGGAUCAGAAUCACUACAGCUCUUCCCGGCAAAUAAUAGAGGUGUAUAUUUUUUAAGUAGGUUAUGUGUAAUUUUUGUUUUAAGAAAUGCGGUAAAGGUAAUUGUGUACAGCAAGACCUGCUAUGUUAUUUAAAAAAAAAAAUAAAUGGCUUCUUUGUCUGUG
Dermacentor andersoni is the source of this 504-nucleotide messenger RNA. NCBI's taxonomy places the organism in Eukaryota, Metazoa, Arthropoda, Arachnida, Ixodida, Ixodidae. The record is from RefSeq and is a predicted model, not a curated record.